Molecule: messenger RNA, 1532 nt
Organism: Neurospora hispaniola
Lineage: Eukaryota; Fungi; Ascomycota; Sordariomycetes; Sordariales; Sordariaceae
Product: galactose-binding domain-like protein
Exons: 2
Coding region: 122-1381 (419 amino acids)
Biological process (GO): anaphase-promoting complex-dependent catabolic process; protein K11-linked ubiquitination
Cellular component (GO): anaphase-promoting complex
Source: RefSeq, a predicted model, not a curated record
AUCUUUCUCUCACCAAUCUGACCUCCAACUCCUCCUCGUCAACUAUUUUAUUACUCGGCCAACUUCCACCUGCUUUUCCUUCUUCACGUCUUGGCACAAUCACUUCGCUAUCACAUUCGCAAUGCCUCCAUCUUCGCCAUACCACCACACGCGCAAGCGGCGACGAGUGUUGGGCGAGCUUGCUGGACAAGAUCUGAACUCUCCCAGACCUCUUACCAAACGCGCUCCCAUUACCCUAGACCAAGAAAACGUCGACGAGGUUCACGAAGGCCUCUACUACGGCAUCUACGAUAUUGGGGAAAUAUUUGCAGUCACUAACGGUACCUGGGCUGCUCCAGCACAAUCCGCGCGAGCUCAGCGCAUACAGGAAGAACAGUCUGACGACGAGGACUUCCCUAGUCCUGUGGGUGACGGUCCGGCGAGUGACAUUGAGCUUCAAGAUGAGGAUCAUGAUAACAACAAUAAUGAUCUUGAGGGCGAUGACUUUCACGAGGCCUUGGACGAGGGCAUGCAAGGGGCUGAUGACCGCCAAGAGGACGAGCACAACGGCGUCGACGAACAUGGAGACGAAUUUGGAUUCGACGAGGACGGCAACAGAAUUGAGCCUGAUGAAGAUCACGAGGAAACCGAGCAGCUCCAACACUCAAUGUUCGAUCCCUCCGCCAUUGGCCUCCGAGAGAUCAACAAUCUCGCCCACUUCGGCGUCUCCAGCCACAAGCCCGGAAAUGGCGUCGAGGAGCUCCUUACAGAGGACCUCGACAAAUACUGGCAAUCCGACGGCCAGCAACCCCACCUCCUGACCAUCCACUUCCUCCGCCGCGUCGAGAUCAGGGCCAUCAGAUUCUACGUCGACUACAACCUCGACGAAUCCUACACGCCCACCAACAUCGUUUGGUACGCCGGCACCGGGCACCACGACCUCAUCGAGUUCGCAGAUGUCAAACUCACCAACCCCGUGGGCUGGCAAGACGUGCCCAUCGCCAACUGCGGCGGCGGUCCCGACGGCCACUCGCUCUGCUGCUGGAUCGUCCAGGCCCACAUCAAAGAGAAUCACCAAAACGGCAAGGACACGCACAUCCGCGGCAUCAAGAUCUUUGCUAUUGACGAGAACACGGUCGGCGGUGCGGUGGCUGCUGGAGGCGAUGCGAUCCACGAAAUGGGAGUGAGGAUUGAUGAAGAGGCUGAGCGAAUCGAGGCUGCGGCUUUGGCAAACAACAACACAGAAGAAAACGACUACGACGAAGCAAGUCUAUUGGAGUUGCUGCGGCAUAUUGACCGUGAGACUGAAUCGGCGGAGGCGGGAAGCAGGAGCAGGUAUCGGCCUGGUGAGGGAGGGUUUUCGGAUCUUCCUGAUUUUAUGCGGGAUCCGGUGAUUCGUUGAACAGGGACGCGCCAGAGACCAUGGCUUUGGUUCGGACUGGAUUGUGGUUUUGGCCCAGCAAGGCGUUUAGUAUGGGAAUAUCUUGGCUGGAAAGGCGGCUUGUUGCUUCGGUUCAUCGAAACGGUGGAGUGUUUUUGGUCGAGCUUUGUUU